UUAUGAAUCUGCUUCGUAAGCUGUUCACACGAUUCAUUUCCAUGUCCACAGUAAAGAAAGUGACACAGCCGGAAUGGCACGCGCCCCAGCCUUCUGCUGUUGGAAAGCCAGUAUUGAAAAUCUACAACUCUCUAACCAGAUCCAAGACUGAAUUUGUACCCAUUGUACCAGGACACAUCACCUGGUACUGUUGUGGACCAACCGUAUACGACCAUUCGCAUAUGGGCCAUGCCAGAAACUACGUUUCUACCGAUAUCUGUAGAAGAAUUUUUCAGGAUUACUUUGGCUACAACGUCAAGUUCAUUCAGAAUGUCACUGACAUCGACGAUAAAAUCAUCAUUGCUGCUCGUCAACAGUACCUUUUUGAACAAAAGUUAUCUGGCGUGUAUCAGCAAGUCAAUUCUGAGUUGGUUGCAAAGUCCGAAGAGUACUUGACUUCUUAUGUAGAGAAGAAUUUACCUGAAUUCACAGGUAAGGAUAUUAAAAGUGAGUUCAUUGCUUGGGCUGACUCUAUUGCAAGCAAUGUUCAGGACAUUGCUAAGGAAAAGCCCAAGUUCCCCAUGUACUUGAAAGCAGCUAGAAGGGCCCACGAUGCCAUUUACUCUACUAAUGUUUUAGCUACGCCUAUUGCAGAGUACCUUGAGAGUAUCAAAGAGGUAGCCACACCUCUGUUGGAUAAGGAGUUCGGCUCUACUGUAAACGAUCCUUCUAUCUUCAGAAAGUUGCCUUCUUUCUGGGAGAACAAGUUUGACCAGGACAUGGCCAGAUUGAAUGUCUUACCCUCUACCGUCACUACUAGAGUGUCUGAAUAUAUUCCUGACAUCAUUGAGUUCAUAGACAAGAUCAUAGAGAACGGCUUUGGCUACCCAACAAAGGACGGCUCCGUCUAUUUUGACACUGCCAAGUUUGAAAACGACCCCAACCAUGACUACGCCAAGCUUCAGCCCUGGAACAAGGGAGACAUGUCGUUGAUUAACGAUGGAGAAGGAUCCUUGACCACUGGUCAGGAUACAAAGAAGAGUUCUGCUGACUUUGCAUUGUGGAAGGCUUCAAAGCCUGGUGAACCAUCUUGGCCAUCCAAGUGGGGUGAAGGUAGACCCGGGUGGCACAUCGAGUGUUCUGUGAUGGCUUCAGACAUCACGGGACAAACUAUGGAUAUUCACUCUGGAGGUAUCGAUUUGUGUUUUCCACAUCAUGAUAACGAAUUAGCCCAAUCUGAAGCUUAUUUCGAUAACAAGCAAUGGGUUAACUACUUCAUGCAUAGCGGCCAUUUGCAUAUCCAGGGCCAGAAGAUGUCCAAGUCGCUCAAGAACUUUAUCACUAUUGAACAAGCAUUGGAGGAUUUUAGUAGUAGGCAGUUGAGAUUGGUGUUUGCCUUGAGUUCGUGGGAAAAGCCGCUUGAUUUCAAGGAUUCUUUGAUCAGUGAAGUCAAGACCAUUGAAUCUGCCUUCUCCAAGUUCUUCACAAAUGUGCGUGCCUUGAAUAACGACUACAAGCACAAGGUCAACGACGGUGAGUUUGUGUCCAAGAAGUUGAGCAAAUAUGAAAAGCAAUUGUAUGACGAUUUGGAUAUUGCUCAGGAUGAAGUGGACGUUGCUUUCAACGAUAACUUGGCCAGCGGGCAAGCUUUGAGGGCCAUUCAGAUUUUGAUCUCCAAGUCGAACAACUACAUCCAAUUGGCUGCCAGUGGAGAAACUGAGUUAAGAAUAGAUGUGUUGUUGCAGGUAACUCGCUGGAUCGUUAAGAUCUUGGAAAUUUUAGGUUUCGAAGCUAGAGCUGACCGUUUGGGUUGGGUUGAUUCCAGUGAAGCUGGAGAAGGUGCUGGAUCUACAGAAGAUAUUGCACUUCCAUACGUAAAGGCAUUGUCCCAGUUCCGUGAUGCAGUCCGUAACUUGGCAAUCAGUAAAGCUGACAACAGCGAGAUCCUAAAGGCAUGUGACACCAUCAGAUCCGACUUGAUAAACUUGAGUGUUUCAUUAGACGACAGACCAAGCGGUGCUGCCUUGGUUAAAUUCUUGAAUGCUCUGGAGAAGGAACAAUUGAUCCAACAGCAGGAAGAUAAGUUGAAGGCCAUUGCUGAGAAAGAAAAGAAGAAGCAAGAACAGGCAGCUGCUGCCGCUAAGAAAGAGGAAGAAAGACUUGCCAAGAUGAAGAUCAACCCUCAAGACAUGUUUAAGGACUCCUCGUUGUACUCUACAUGGGACGAAAGAGGAAUUCCUACCAAAGAUGCAAAGGGCGAAGACGUUUCCAAGAGUAUGCAAAAGAAGUUGACAAAGCAACACCAACAACAGCAAAAAUUGUACGACGAGUACUUGGCUAGUCAGAAGGCUUAGUCCAUUUGUAAAUAGUAUAGGAUAUAAUGUACGGUAAUUGCACUGAUUAUAGUGAUUGCAACCAAAUGUGGUGCAUAUAAAUGUCUCUAAGCCAU
Scheffersomyces stipitis CBS 6054 is the source of this 2428-nucleotide messenger RNA. RefSeq names its product cysteine--tRNA ligase. Gene Ontology annotation, molecular function: cysteine-tRNA ligase activity; ATP binding. NCBI's taxonomy places the organism in Eukaryota, Fungi, Ascomycota, Pichiomycetes, Serinales, Debaryomycetaceae. The transcript has a single exon. The record is from RefSeq and is a predicted model, not a curated record. The coding region runs from base 3 to 2333 and encodes 776 amino acids. Gene Ontology annotation, biological process: cysteinyl-tRNA aminoacylation. Gene Ontology annotation, cellular component: cytoplasm.